CGUAGUAGUCCUCCUCCAUCAAGUCUACCCCCUUCAAGUCCUCCUGCUCAUUUCAGUGAUUUGACAGGAGAUGAUGACGAAGAAGUCAUGGACGAUGAACGUGACGCACGUCAUCUGGGACACACAUACGGAGAAGAUGACGAUGCAGAAGAUGAAGAUGAUGAAGGUGAAGAUCUUUAUGGUGAUUCAAUGGCAAAUGAUUAUACAAUCAAUCCUGACUUGGAUACGUAUGACGGAGCAUUGGAUAUCAACGAUGAUGAAUCAAUCACUGCCAUGGAUGAAACAUCAAGACGUUUGGCAGAAUUAAAGAUGCAACGUCGUGAUCGCGCAGAAGGAAAAACUAAACAAAGUCAACGUUCACGUGCACCAGCAUUCAUGCAAUUCGAUGAUGAAGAUGAAAUGGAUGAUUCAGAUAUCAUUGGUGGCCGUCGUCGCCGUCGUCAUUAUGAUGAACAACCUGAAGAGGACGACGAAGGCGCUGAAGAUAUGCCAUUAGAACAAAUUGCCGACGUCAAGACUGAUAGUAUUGCAGAAUGGAUCGCUCAACCUGCCGUUCGUAAAACGAUCUCUCGUGAAUUCCGUAACUUCCUUGUCACAUACGUUGAUGAUCGCGGUGUUUCCGUUUAUGGUCAACGUGUCAAAGCAUUGGGUGAGCUCAACUCUGAAUCACUCGAAGUAUCCUUCCUGCAUCUUGUAGACGCAAAAGCUCUUUUGGCAUACUAUCUCGUUCAAUGCCCUGGUCCUAUGUUGGAUAUCUUUGAUGAUGUGGCAUUUGAAGUCACUCAACUUUACUAUCCCAACUACGAUCGCAUUCAUCCUGAAAUUCACGUUCGCAUUGCUGAUUUGCCAACUCGCUAUUCGUUGAGAGAUUUACGUCAAGAGCAUCUCAACCAAUUGGUUCGCGUUGAAGGUGUGGUCACUCGUCGUACAGGUGUUUUCCCACAAUUGAAAUUUGUCAAAUUCGACUGUUUAAGCUGUGGUAAUAUCUUGGGACCAUUCCAUCAAGAAGCAAGCUCAGAAGUCAAAGUGAGCUUCUGCAAUGAAUGCCACAAAAGAGGUCCUUUCCGCAUCAAUACCGAACAAACCGUUUACCGCAACUACCAAAAGCUCACAUUGCAAGAAUCUCCUGGAAGCGUUCCACCCGGUCGUCUUCCACGUCAUCGAGAAGUGAUCCUUUUGUGGGAUUUGAUUGAUUCUGCACGUCCAGGUGAAGAAGUAGAAAUCACAGGUGUUUACCGUAACAACUUUGAUGCUGCUUUGAACACAAAGAAUGGAUUCCCCGUCUUUGCUACCGUUUUAGAAGCAAAUCAUGUGGCAAAACGUGACGAUGCUUUUGCUGCAUUCAGAAUGACGGAAGAAGAUGAACAUGCAAUUCGUGCUUUGGCACGCGAUCCAAACAUUGGCAGAAGAAUUCGUAAGAGUAUUGCACCAAGUAUUUAUGGACAUGAUGAUAUCAAGACUGCAAUCGCUUUAAGUCUCUUUGGCGGUGUUCCAAAAGAUGUUGGUGGAAAGCAUCGUGUUCGUGGUGAUAUCAAUGUUUUGUUGCUCGGUGACCCUGGUACGGCAAAGAGUCAAUUCUUGAAAUACGUCGAGAAAACAGCCAAUCGUGCCGUUUUUACGACCGGUCAAGGUGCAAGUGCAGUCGGUUUAACAGCAAGUGUUCGUAGAGAUGCGAUGACACGUGAAUGGACGCUGGAAGGAGGAGCAUUAGUUUUGGCAGAUAAAGGUGUUUGUUUGAUCGAUGAAUUCGAUAAGAUGAACGAUGCAGAUCGUACUUCAAUUCACGAAGCAAUGGAACAACAAAGUAUCUCGAUCUCCAAAGCUGGUAUCGUGACAACCUUACAAGCACGUUGUGCAAUCGUUGCAGCUGCAAAUCCAAUCCGUGGUCGUUACAAUCCUACGAUUCCAUUCUCACAAAAUGUUGAAUUGACAGAACCAAUCCUGUCACGUUUUGAUGUUUUGUGCGUGGUAAAGGAUACGGUUGAUCCUGUUCUCGAUGAUAUGCUGGCACGUUUCGUCGUUGGAAGUCAUACCCGUAGUCAUCCACAAUUUGAUGCAGCUGGAGGUGAAGAAGUUCGAGUUGGAACACUUUUGGAUGCAGACAUUAUUCCACAAGAUUUACUACGGAAAUACAUCAUGUAUGCACGUACGCAUAUCAAACCAAAGUUACACGGAUUAGAUCAAGAAAAGCUUUCACUUCUAUAUGCUGACUUACGUCGUGAAUCGCUAUCAACCGGAAGUUAUCCAAUCACAGUUCGUCAUUUGGAAAGUAUGAUUCGUAUGGCAGAAGCAAGUGCAAAGAUGCAUUUGAGAGAUGUAGUUCGAUCGGAUGAUAUCGAUUUGGCAAUUCGUGCAACGGUUGAAAGCUUUGUAAGUGCACAAAAGAUGAGCGUUAAACGAACGCUAGAACGUGGAUUCCGCAAAUAUAUUUCAAGAGAUCGUGAUCAAUUUGAACUUUUGGCUUUCAUUCUUGGUGGAAUUGUGAAAGAUCGUAUGCGAUUUGAACAUAUUAGUAACGCACAAAAGAGAAGACAACAACAUCCAGGUCAAGAAGCCGUUACAGUUCCACUUGCAGAAUUAGAACAAAGAGCAAAAGCUGUUGGUUCUUUGGACAUUUUACCUUUCUUGCAUUGUCGUCUUUUCCGCACAAACGGUUACACAUUCAAUGAGCAAACACGUACAAUCACAAAAGCUUUCGGAAGGCGAUUGGUUGGUGCUCAUGAGGAGCUUUGAUGUGUUUAUCUCUGUACUAUUUUCCUUUUGCUAUUUGCGUAGAGAUUUGUUUAUCCUGUACAAUAUUGGUUCUCGUUGUUAUUGAUCGUAUUAUUCCUAUAGCAUUC
This is a messenger RNA of Meira miltonrushii, 2840 nucleotides long. Its product is annotated as MCM-domain-containing protein. The transcript has 2 exons. NCBI's taxonomy places the organism in Eukaryota, Fungi, Basidiomycota, Exobasidiomycetes, Exobasidiales, Brachybasidiaceae. Bases 88 to 2733 code for a protein of 881 amino acids. The record is from RefSeq and is a predicted model, not a curated record. Gene Ontology annotation, cellular component: MCM complex; nucleus. Gene Ontology annotation, biological process: mitotic DNA replication initiation; DNA replication; double-strand break repair via break-induced replication. Gene Ontology annotation, molecular function: ATP binding; single-stranded DNA helicase activity; 3'-5' DNA helicase activity.